GUGGGGCGCGAGCUCGUACUGUCACGCGCAGAUAGCUCGUCUAGGGCUGUGGGAGAACAGAGAGCAACUGUGCGUUGCGUCUCCAGCAGAUAUAAAAUAAAACAGGGUCGUGAUUAACGAGUCAUCUAACUUCAGUUUUUACAAAAAAGGGCAAAGCUAGAAGUUGUUAAAUGAGUAGUGUAAAUAAAAAGACAACAGUUAGUUGAACAGCUGACGGGACAGACCCACCACGCUGGCAGCCCGCUGUGCUUGACACCGGACCGUUAACAUUAAUUCAUCCGAACCGCUGGAUUACACUGCCUAAAACCUGCAAAGGACUCUUAGACCACCCUGAAAGUGUUUUUUCCUUAAGUAAGUAGUUUAUUGUACACAUUUUUGCAAGAUGUUCAGCUGGGCGAAUAAGGACGGGAAGAAAAAGGAUCCCGAACUGUUUCAGACGGUUUCUGACGGGCUCAAGCGACUCUACCGGACCAAAUUAUUUCCACUGGAAGACACGUACCGCUUUCACGACUUUCACUCUCCGGCUUUGGAAGAUGCUGAUUUCGAUAACAAGCCCAUGGUGCUUUUAGUGGGCCAGUACUCCACGGGGAAAACCACUUUUAUUCGGCAUCUCAUGGAGCAGGAUUUCCCCGGGAUGCGCAUAGGCCCUGAACCGACCACCGAUUCAUUCAUAGCGGUCAUGCACGGGGAACAAGAGGGUCUCAUCCCAGGCAAUGCUUUAGUGGUUGACCCCAAGAAGCCCUUCAGAAAACUCAACGCCUUUGGAAACGCCUUUCUGAACAGAUUUAUAUGUGCUCAGAUGCCAAAUCCAGUGUUGGACAGCAUCAGCAUCAUAGACACUCCUGGAAUCCUGUCCGGAGAGAAACAGCGGAUCAGCAGAGGUUAUGACUUUGCUGCAGUGCUCGAAUGGUUUGCUGAACGUGUGGACCGUAUCAUUCUUCUCUUUGAUGCACACAAGUUGGACAUCUCAGAUGAGUUCUCUGAGGUGAUCCGAGCUCUGAAAAACCAUGAGGACAAAAUGCGGGUGGUGCUCAACAAAGCUGAUCAGAUCGGGACCCAGCAGCUCAUGCGGGUGUAUGGCGCCCUCAUGUGGUCGCUUGGAAAAAUCGUCAACACCCCAGAGGUCAUCCGUGUCUACAUUGGCUCUUUCUGGGCUCAGCCUCUCCUGGUUCCUGAUAACAGGAAACUGUUUGAGGCAGAGGAGCAAGACCUUUUCCGUGACAUCCAAGGGCUUCCACGAAAUGCAGCUUUGCGCAAGCUGAACGACCUUAUCAAACGAGCCCGUCUAGCCAAAGUUCAUGCCUACAUCAUCAGUUCUUUGAAGAAAGAAAUGCCAAAUGUUUUUGGGAAAGAGAAUAAGAAAAAGGAGCUCAUUGCCAACCUGGGUGAAAUCUAUGCAAAGAUUGAAAAAGAGCAUCAGAUCUCCCCUGGUGAUUUCCCUAAACUCAGUAAAAUGCAGGAAGUCCUCGCUGGUCAAGACUUCACUAAGUUUCAGGGACUGAAGCCCAAGCUGCUGGAAGCAGUGGAGGAUAUGCUAGCCAAUGAUAUUGCCAAACUCAUGACCCUCGUGCGGCAGGAGGAGGCUGCCAUGCCCAGCCAGGCUGUCCAGGGUGGUGCCUUUGACGGCACCAUGAAUGGACCCUUCGGGCACGGCUAUGGAGAGGGUGCUAGUGAAGGCAUUGAUGAGCUGGAGUGGAUAGUGGCGAGAGACAAGCCAACUUACGACGAGAUCUUCUACACCCUGUCGCCUGUCAACGGGAAGGUCUCAGGUGCUAUGGCCAAGAAGGAGAUGGUCAAAUCCAAGCUGCCCAACAAUGUUCUAGGAAAGAUCUGGAAGCUUGCUGAUGUGGAUAAGGAUGGGUACCUAGACGACGAAGAGUUUGCCCUAGCUAACCACCUCAUCAAGGUUAAACUGGAAGGUCACGAAUUACCCGCUGACCUUCCUGAUCACCUUGUGCCUCCUUCUAAACGAGGACUGUAAACAAUUUGGGAAAACAAAUAUUAUCAUUGAGCCAAUCUUUAUAGAGGUUAUGGAUAUGGGUGAAUGGGGGGAGGGUCUGGAAAUAUAAAAAUAUAUAAACAGAAUUUAUGAUAUAAUUAAACAAUAUGCAUUAGCUGCGGGAAUAGAGCCAAAUAGCUUUUAAUUUAUCCAGCACUACAGUUUGUCGUCUCACUAUUGUGAUGUUCAUUGUUCUUCUUAGACCAGUAGCAACCUAAUCAAAUCAAAAAAGUAUGAAUAAACUAGACAGCAUCCUGUUAUCGUAUUCUUCAAAUGCUUGAUGUAGCCAAAUUCUGUUUAAGCAAGUACGAUGGUGUGCUGGCGGAGAGAUGAGUUCAUUAUGACCAAACUAUAGGCUGUAUUAGAAAAAGGUAUUUAAUUGUUCCAUAUCUUACACCGAUGCUGCUUCGUACUUCGUACUACGUCAUGCAAGGAGAAAUGGUUCUGCUAUAUUUUUAAACUACAUUUACCUAUGCUGAUGGGUCCAUAUUAUCUGGAUCCUGGGCACAUCGGAAUUUUGAAACUUACUAUAUUGUAGUUCAUGAUUGGUCCAAUUUUGGUUUUACCUUUUGGACUUGCCAUCAUUUUAUCACUUUAAACAGAAAACAGUGCUGCAUUCUUGUAUUGUUUGUUCAUUGAUGUUGUGGUGUCAACUGUGAUGGUUCAAAAGGUUUUUUUGUGAAUUAUAACUGUUCAAAAGGAUAUGUCUAUGACAAGAUGUUCAACAGACAGAGACUCCAGUUGUAUGAUCGGUGUUUGGUUUCUGUCUGUUAUUGAGUGCCUCACCCUGCUACAAUGUCAAAAGCUUUUCUUCAAGCUUCUCUAUUAAUACUGUUCAUAUGUAUAUUUUUUUUUGGUCUAGUUUGCAAUAAAACUACCACAAACUGCA
Molecule: messenger RNA, 2888 nt
Organism: Labeo rohita (rohu)
Lineage: Eukaryota; Metazoa; Chordata; Actinopteri; Cypriniformes; Cyprinidae
Gene: ehd1b
Product: EH-domain containing 1b
Exons: 5
Coding region: 383-1981 (532 amino acids)
Biological process (GO): endosomal transport; clathrin-dependent synaptic vesicle endocytosis
Cellular component (GO): plasma membrane; intracellular vesicle; presynaptic membrane
Molecular function (GO): molecular adaptor activity; calcium ion binding; protein binding
Source: RefSeq, a predicted model, not a curated record